UCGAGAAAACACUAGGUUCAGAAUCUCGUGCCCCAAAAAUCGAUAAAAAACAUUGAAAACACGUGAGACAGUGGAUCAUCAGUAUAAAAAUUAUUCAAUUAUUCAUAACAAUUGGUAAUUGUUAAUUCAGACGUGACAGUCUUCUGAAAUAAUUCCAGAGAAGCUGAAGGUGCAGUCAUAACCUUGAUGUCAAAGAAAAAAAUUGUAUUUCGAUGUCGAAUUUAUUCUGAAAUAUCGGGAGAGGAUUUUUGACAACCAGAAGAUGCUGGUGACGUGCAGAAGAGUCCUCAGGGUGGAGAGGAGCUUGAGGUUUUUCUCUGUUAAUUUAGAACAAGUGCCGAAUGACAAGAUUGAUGGAAUGCAGGAUGACGAUUACGUUGUGGACCAGUCCUUCGACGUUCAGAGGAUUCGAAGGGAUGAGGAUAAAUCCUUGAGGAUCGCUAUUUUAGGACUGCCAAAUGCUGGAAAAAGCACGCUCGUCAAUCAACUAGCUGGAAGACAGAUUUGCGCAAUGUCCGGAAAAGCGCACACAACCAGAUCGAAGACGAACGUCAUCUACUCGGAGAGCAACACCCAGCUGAUUUUCAUGGAUACACCAGGACUAGUAACGAAUCGUGACUUCAAGAAGUUCAAGCUCGAGCCAACAUUCAAAUCGGAUAUUACACAAUCCCUGGAGCUUGCGGAUGUCGUGGGAGUGGUGCAGGACGUGUCAAAUCCGUUCAAGAGGCAUAAGAUCGAUGAGAGAGUGAUCGAGGCCCUGAAGUGCACGAGACCUGGGGUUUUCUCGAUUCUCAUACUGAAUAAAAUCGAUAGGAUGAGGCGGAAGAAGGAGCUCCUCAAGCUCGUCGAUAUCCUCACGGGGGAAAACAACUGGCCCAAUUUUUCUGACAUCUUCAUGAUUUCCGCACUCAAAAACGAUGGGGUUGAUGAUUUGAGGGCGUAUCUAAUGGAUUCGGCGACGAACAGAGACUGGGACUACCGUAGCAAUCAGAUAACUGAUGAAUCCACUGAGAAAAUAGUCGAGAGAACUGUAAAAGCCAAAUUCAUGGAUGCUCUACCCGAUGAGCUUCCCUACGUCCUCGAUAUUCAGACAGAACACCUCGGGGUUCUCCCCGAUGACAGUAUGUCAGCUGUUGUCAACGUCGACUGCCCCACGGACAGAAUUGGAAAACUCGUGAUGGGGCCCAAAGGCUCCAGAGUGAAACAAGUCGCUCUCGCUGCUGAGCAAGACCUCAGCAAUGCCUUCAGAACGACUGUCAGACUUAAAAUUGCUAUUAAUUUCAAAACAAAAAAAUGAUACGUCCAUGUAAAUACUGAUUAAGAAAUUGUGAAGACAUAAUUAAUUUCUAGGGUACAUUAUACCUCUCCAGAAAUUUCGAAGGAGAAAAAUAAUUAAUCAAGGAUAUUAUGGAAUUUUAAAUACAAUGCAGUUGAUUAAUAUUAA
Fopius arisanus is the source of this 1444-nucleotide messenger RNA. Its product is annotated as GTPase Era, mitochondrial. Gene Ontology annotation, biological process: ribosomal small subunit assembly. Gene Ontology annotation, cellular component: mitochondrial matrix. Bases 263 to 1297 code for a protein of 344 amino acids. Gene Ontology annotation, molecular function: GTP binding; rRNA binding; ribosomal small subunit binding. The transcript is spliced from 3 exons. NCBI's taxonomy places the organism in Eukaryota, Metazoa, Arthropoda, Insecta, Hymenoptera, Braconidae. The record is from RefSeq and is a predicted model, not a curated record.